Dendroctonus ponderosae (mountain pine beetle) is the source of this 384-nucleotide messenger RNA. Its product is annotated as protein atonal. The record is from RefSeq and is a predicted model, not a curated record. Lineage: Eukaryota; Metazoa; Arthropoda; Insecta; Coleoptera; Curculionidae. The coding region runs from base 1 to 384 and encodes 127 amino acids. The transcript has a single exon. Gene Ontology annotation, molecular function: protein dimerization activity.
AUGGAAAAUCCUGAACACUACUCAGCCUAUCUGUACUUUCCGGCAACCACUCCGGAUUUAAUCCCUCAGGACUGUUGGGGCGCAUCUCCUAAUUCCAGCUACGACAGUCUGAGCGAUGAAGGGUUUCAAUCGGUUACCAGUCCAGGAAAACCUGGAUCCAGAGGAAAAGUGGCUCCUCAAGUGUUGAGGAGGCGAAGACUGGCGGCCAAUGCCAGAGAACGUCGCCGAAUGCAGAAUCUGAACCAAGCUUUCGACCGUUUGCGGACUUUUCUGCCUCAAUUGGGUCAGGAUAGGCAGCUGAGCAAGUUUGAGACCCUCCAAAUGGCUCAAACCUACAUAGCAGCUUUGUACGAUCUGCUGGAUCAAGCGCCCUCCAGUCGCUGA